Messenger RNA from Styela clava, 970 nucleotides. The record is from RefSeq and is a predicted model, not a curated record. NCBI's taxonomy places the organism in Eukaryota, Metazoa, Chordata, Ascidiacea, Stolidobranchia, Styelidae.
UGCAGGAAUAAAUUAUGCAAACACAAGAACCCUUAUUGGCGAAAUUAACGAUCGAAUUGACGAAAUGACUCGACAGGUGAACACGAGGUUUGCCCAGAAUGAAGAGGCCUUAAGACAAGUUGCGUCAAGACUAAAUGAAUUGUCCCGAUCGACUUUUAUUCAGAAUCAACGGCUAAGUGAGGUCAUCUUUCAAAUGGUUAAAGAGCGCGAAUUAAGAAGACAGGAAUGGAAUUUCUUACAGGGAGAAAUUGACCAGAAUCAGCGAUUAUUACUACGGGAGUUGGAUACGUUUCUGCAUGAAUUCCAAACAAUCGAAGCCAUGUCUGUAGCUGAGUUAGAGGUGAAUCAAUUAGUGUUACACGUUUUGAAAAAUUCAACGGCAAAACCAUUAUUUGACAAAACCAAGGCGUAUUUAAUACGGGUAAAAGAUGGUAUCCUGCAUUUGAAAGAAUACGCCCGACUUCUAACAGCAGUAGAGGAGGAGGCAAACCAAACGAUUCAGAACAAUGUAAGGCAAGCAGAGGAAAUGAGACGUGGUAUGCAAGGCGCAGACAGAGAACUAAACGAAGCCAAUGAAUUGUGGGUAAAUUGUCAAAGACUCUCGGAAUAAAUUGCAAACCCCCAGUGACGCCCAAAACUUCCUGGACUUGAUGAAAAUCGAAUACGUCAUGACCUUUAUAAAAUUGCGCAACGCGACCAUAUAAGGUAGCGAUGCUUGAUCCCUCGAGAAUUGAAGUUUAAAAUACACCCAUCAGAUGUGUUAUAAGGUGACCAAUAUUGGCCUGAGAAAGUCAGUCAACAUCGGGCAUCCAUGGCAAACGAAUAUCAACUACUGUGUACAACCAGCAAAAGACUUGGAAAUAUUCAACAAGCAACCGAAACAAAUGGAACUUAUACAACUCAGCCUACAUAUCAGAAAGAUGUUGAGAACUCAACUGCAACUUCUAUCCAGACUCAAGCAUUAAAAGAA